AUGAAAAUAGUUUGUAAGUUUUAUUUUUCUAAUUUUAUAAACUUUGACAUAAAUUAUCCAGCUUAUCUAAGAGAUUGUACAUACAAAUAUUAUAGAUCUACAUAUUUUAUAAAAUCUAUAGAGUUGCAAAUCUUAAAAAAAGAAUUUAACAAUGUACGUAAACAGGCUCUAUAUUCAUCUGCAGAGGAUGUUUUUUUAAAUGAAUGCAAAUGUAUAUGGGAUAAAUUGAUAAGUGCUUCUUCUUGUUUUCUGCCUAAAUAUUUUUCACAGAAUAAAUAUUACAAAUAUAUAUUUGGUGAUAAAACUGGAGUAAGAAACAUAGAAAAUGAAGCCCAGAGUAAAAAUUUUGAAAAUGAAGUCCCUAGAUUUGAUAAAAAAUUAUUUUUAAAAUACGAAAAUGAUUUGGAAUUUACUAAAAAUUUUGAUCUAGAUAAAUAUAUUAAAUUAAAUAUUAGGUGUAUUACACCAUAUUCAUUGAAAGAUUGGAAAAAGAUAAUAUCAAACAUUAAAAGUAUUAAAGAAUUUAACAAAGCACUAAAUGACAAUAUUAUAUACGAUUAUAAUUACAUACAAAAAUAUACAAAACAUCAAGAGAAAUGUUACAAGCUAGAAUUAGAAUUAUUAAAAAUACAAAAAUUAUAUUCUAAUUUGCCAAAUAUUAUUAUAGACUAUAAAAUUUUUUGGCCUAAAGCGGAUUUAAAAAAGCAAUUUAAAAUUCUUUUAAAAGAAUUUUUUGUUCUUUUAGAAGACACUAAUGAACUUGAAAAAGACUAUACAAAAGUUUAUAAAAAUAAACCCAGUGAAAAAAUCAAUGAAAUGUACAUGAAAAACUAUUAUGACUAUAAUUCCAAAAAUGAUGUAUUACAAUGGGCUUUCUGUAAUAUAAUUAUAAAUAAUAAUAUUUCUGAUGAUGAAAUAUUUGAUGAAGUGUUUUAUACAUUAGUUUUAGAUAACAACUUUGAAAUGCCCAUUAAUGAAACCCAAGUAAAAAGAUUUUUUAAAUAUCUUAAACGUCUUACGACCUUCCAUGUUUUGCGUCAAAAGACAAUCAAACUUUAUGCAUACAGACAAUUUUUAACAUUUCAUUUAAAUGUCGGCUCUUAG
Molecule: messenger RNA, 1104 nt
Organism: Vairimorpha ceranae
Lineage: Eukaryota; Fungi; Microsporidia; Nosematidae
Exons: 1
Coding region: 1-1104 (367 amino acids)
Source: RefSeq, a predicted model, not a curated record